Molecule: messenger RNA, 4806 nt
Organism: Rhinopithecus roxellana (golden snub-nosed monkey)
Lineage: Eukaryota; Metazoa; Chordata; Mammalia; Primates; Cercopithecidae
Gene: FBH1
Product: F-box DNA helicase 1
Biological process (GO): replication fork processing; double-strand break repair via homologous recombination
Cellular component (GO): nucleus
Molecular function (GO): protein binding; 3'-5' DNA helicase activity; ATP binding
Source: RefSeq, a predicted model, not a curated record
GAGUCGAGAUUGUGCCACUGCACCCCAGCCUGGACCAGACAGAGACUCCGUCUCAAAAAAAGAAAAAAAAAAAAAUUGGAUGAUAUCUUGAAGCCCCUACCUGAUAAAGUCCAAUUUCUUUUUUUGAAGCCCAGUUUCUUUAUCCUUAUGUGUAAGGACUUUUGUAGUCUGUGGCUCCAAAUUCCUUUUCCAGCCUUGUCACCUGUCAUUCCUCAUCAGGGAACCUCUUGUUUUGAUGAAGCCCAGCUUUCCUGCCACAUGCCUCUGUAUUUUUGCACACAUUGUUUUCUUCCGCCUUACUGAAUCCCACAAUUCUUUCAAGGCUCAACUCUUCAUAAAGCCUUUUUCAACUUGCCAGACUCUGUUUACGUUUCUUUACUAUCACAACACUUCAUUCAUGCAUUUAUGUAGUUGUUAUAUUGCUUGAUGUUUAGUAACUUGUGUUUUGGUAGCCGCCUUAUGGGUAGGCUUAUUCACUGCCGUAUCACUAAUGUCUAAAAUAGCAUUGAACCCCAAGGAUACCACAAGACAAAGCCCUCACGGAGUUUAUAAUGAAUCUGAGACAUAGCAGAUACGUAAAAGUAGUUGUGGAAUGAACUGACUGUAGAAAAAACCCUUCAAAUAUAGAAAAUUGUAUUCUAGACCAUAAAUAGUGAUCUUUCUCUUGUUUUUCAAACAUUCCUUCCUUUCCUUAGGAAAAGCAUAGACUGGAAAGCCCAGCCCAUCCUUGUUGGCUGUCAUACACGAGUGCUGUCUCCAAGGGAGUCAUAGGUGUCUCAGAUGUGAGAGGAUCCCGGGGAGAUUGAGCUUACUACCUGGGAACUUGCGGAUUUCUGGAGAAGCAGGCUGUGGUAGCCUGGCGAUGCAUCAGUGAAUACCCGGGAAAGGAGCUGGAGCUCUGUUUUGCUUGCUUUCUGCAUUUGUUUCUUUUAGAGCUAAUGGGGACAUAAUAUUUUGAAGUUUUUCCAUUUCGGGUCUGUGGCAUGUAGUGGUAUUUUCCUUAUAGUUAUGUUUUCCAAAUACUUUUCAGUUUCUUUGGUUCUGACAUUUCACAAUGAGUUUAAAAAAAUGUAAUAUGGAAAUUAAACUUGAGGUUUUCAGAAGCUGCUUUCAAGAUUUCUAGAUGCAGAGAGAAGAAUAUCACAGUAGGAAGUGCACUGGACUGGGGGAGUCAGGAGACCUGGGUUCUUGUGUUGGCGCCGUCACUCAUGAGCUACGAGGUGAAUUCAGGCUGCCAUUGGACCUGUGGAGUGCCUGAGUCAUGUGAUAAUGGGCUACAUUGAGGACCCCUGGGCCAUCUCCACAGGAGAUGCCAGAGGACAAGUGCCCACUUGCUGAUCUUCACGGAGCACCCUGAAAUGAGACGGUUUAAGCGGAAGCAUCUUACUGCCAUCGACUGCCAGCAUUUGGCUCGGAGUCACUUGGCUGUGACCCAGCCCUUCGGUCAGAGAUGGACAAACAGAGAUCCGAACCAUGGUCUCUAUCCUAAACCCAGAACAAAAAGAGGGAGUAGGGGUCAGGGACGUCAAAGAUGUAUCCCUGAGUUCUUCCUAGCAGGCAAGCGGCCGUGCACCAAUGACAUGGCCAAAAGCAAUUCUGUUGGCCAGGACAGCUGUCAGGACUCUGAGGGUGACAUGAUCUUUCCUGCAGAGAGCAGCUGUGCACUGCCUCAGGAAGGCAGUGGAGAAGCAUGGCUGGGCUCAUCAGGGUCUGCCCCGCCCUCCAGGAAGCGGUCUCGGUCCUCUGAGGAAGAGAGUAACCAGGCUACCGGGACCAGCCGGUGGGAUGGAGUUUCUAAGAAAGCUCCGCGGCACCAUUUGACUGUGCCAUGCACAAGGCCUAGGGAGGCCAGGCAAGAAGCAGAGGACAGUACGUCUCAACUCUCUGAGGAGUCUGGAGAAACCGACCGAGAUGCUGGGGACAUGGGUCCUGAUCCCAUUCCUGACUCAUACUAUGGGCUUCUUGGGACCUUGCCCUGCCAGGAAGCACCAAGCCACAUUUGUAGCCUGCCUAGUGAGGUCCUGAGGCACGUGUUUGCCUUCCUCCCGGUGGAAGACCUCUAUUGGAACCUGAGCUUGGUGUGCCACCUGUGGAGGGAGAUCAUCAGUGACCCUCUGUUCAUUCCUUGGAAGAAGCUGUACCAUCGAUACCUAAUGAACGAAGAGCAAGCUGUUAGCAAAGUGGACGGCAUCCUGUCUAACUGUGGCAUAGAAAAGGAGUCAGACCUGUGUGUGCUGAACCUCAUACGAUACACAGCCACCACUAAGUGCUCCCCGAGUGUGGAUCCUGAGAGGGUGCUGUGGAGUCUGAGGGACCACCCCCUCCUCCCCGAGGCUGAGGCGUGUGUGCGGCAACACCUCCCUGACCUCUAUGCUGCUGCCGGGGGUGUCAAUGUCUGGGCCCUGGUGGCGGCUGUGGUGCUCCUCUCCAGCAGUGUGAAUGACAUCCAGCAACUGCUUUUCUGCCUCCGGAGACCCAGCUCCACGGUGACCAUGCCAGAUGUCACCGAGACCCUGUACUGCAUAGCUGUGCUUCUCUACGCCAUGAGGGAGAAGGGAAUUAACAUCAGCAAUAGGAUUCACUACAACAUUUUCUAUUGCCUAUAUCUUCAGGAGAAUUCCUGCACUCAGGCCACAAAAGUUAAAGAGGAGCCAUCUGUCUGGCCAGGCAAGAAAACCAUCCAACUUACACAUGAACAACAGCUGAUUCUGAAUCAUAAGAUGGAACCUCUCCAGGUGGUGAAAAUCAUGGCCUUUGCAGGCACUGGAAAGACCUCAACCCUGGUCAAGUACGCAGAGAAGUGGUCUCAGAGCAGGUUUCUGUAUGUGACGUUCAACAAGAGCAUCGCAAAGCAGGCCGAACGCGUCUUCCCCAGCAACGUCAUCUGCAAAACCUUCCAUUCCAUGGCCUACGGGCACAUAGGGCGGAAGUACCAGUCGAAGAAGAAGUUGAAUCUCUUCAAGUUAACACCUUUCAUGGUCAACUCCGUCCUUGCUGAAGGGAAGGGUGGAUUCAUAAGAGCCAAGCUCGUGUGUAAGACUCUGGAGAACUUCUUUGCCUCCGCUGACGAAGAGCUGACCAUUGAUCACGUGCCUAUUUGGUGUAAGAACAGCCAAGGACAGAGAGUCAUGGUUGAGCAGAGUGAAAAACUGAAUGGUGUCCUUGAAGCAAGCCGCCUCUGGGAUAACAUGCGGAAGCUGGGGGAGUGCACAGAAGAGGCGUACCAGAUGACUCAUGACGGCUACUUGAAACUCUGGCAGCUGAGUAAGCCUUUGCUGGCCUCUUUUGACGCCAUCUUUGUGGAUGAGGCCCAGGACUGCACACCAGCUAUCAUGAACAUAGUUCUGUCUCAGCCAUGUGGGAAAAUCUUUGUAGGGGACCCGCACCAGCAGAUCUAUACCUUCCGGGGUGCGGUCAACGCCCUGUUCACAGUGCCCCACACCCACGUCUUCUAUCUCACGCAGAGUUUUCGGUUUGGUGUGGAAAUAGCUUAUGUGGGAGCUACUAUCUUGGAUGUUUGCAAGAGAGUCAGGAAGAAGACUUUGGUUGGAGGAAACCAUCAGAGUGGCAUUAGAGGUGACGCAAAGGGGCAAGUGGCCUUGUUGUCCCGGACCAACGCCAAUGUGUUUGAUGAGGCCGUACGGGUGACGGAAGGGGAAGUCCCUUCAAGGAUACAUUUGAUUGGGGGGAUUAAAUCAUUUGGAUUGGACAGAAUCAUUGAUAUUUGGAUCCUUCUUCAGCCAGAGGAAGAACGGAGGAAACAAAACCUCGUCAUUAAAGACAGAUUUAUCAGAAGAUGGGUGCACAAAGAAGGCUUUAGUGGCUUCAAGAGGUAUGUGACCGCUGCUGAGGACAAGGAGCUUGAAGCCAAGAUCGCAGUUGUUGAAAAGUAUAACAUCAGGAUUCCAGAGCUGGUGCAAAGGAUAGAAAAAUGCCAUAUAGAAGAUCUGGACUUUGCAGAGUACAUUCUGGGCACUGUGCACAAAGCCAAAGGCCUGGAGUUUGACACUGUGCAUGUUUUGGAUGAUUUUGUGAAAGUGCCUUGUGCCCGGCAUAACCUGCCCCAGCUUCCCCACUUCAGAGUUGAGUCAUUUUCUGAGGAUGAAUGGAAUUUACUGUAUGUUGCAGUAACUCGAGCCAAGAAGCGUCUCAUCAUGACCAAAUCAUUGGAAAACAUUUUGACUUUGGCUGGGGAGUACUUCUUGCAAGCAGAGCUGACAAGCAACGUCUUAAAAACAGGCGUGGUGCGCUGCUGCGUGGGACAGUGCAACAAUGCCAUCCCUGUCGACACCGUCCUCACCAUGAAGAAGCUGCCCAUCACCUAUAGCAACAGGAAGGAAAACAAGGGGGGCUACCUCUGCCACUCCUGCGCAGAGCAGCGCAUCGGGCCCCUGGCGUUCCUGACGGCCUCCCCGGAGCAGGUGCGCGCCAUGGAGCGCACCGUGGAGAACAUCGUGCUGCCCCGGCAUGAGGCCCUGCUCUUCCUCGUCUUCUGAGGCCAAGGCGCACGUUCUCCGCAGUGCAGAGCAGCUUGCCGAGGACCCCGCGUGAAGAAAGCCAGCGAGGGGGGCUCCCGCUCCCUGAGACUCUGGGUUCACCCACAGCACUUUCUGAGGAAGAGGACGCCAGCCCAAGCUGGACCUGCCAUUUCUCCACUCCCUACAGACAGCCAGUCUCCACUUGCCUCCGCUCCAGACAUAUCUGGUCGGGGAAGUGGGGGAUGUUCUUUUGAUAAAAAAAAAAACAUUUUAUGUAUUUAAACUUUUAUUACAAGAUUUCAAUUAAACAGGCACCAUAGCACUGGCA